CACAGUCUCUGUUCUGGUUCCGAAGACUUCCUUGUGGCAACAUUUUAGGUUGAAAGUUCACAAAUGGCGCGGAAACCAGAGAAAGGCGUUUGAAUUGUGUUGUUGCCCAUUUCAGUUCGUUUUCCUGUCUUGCAUUUCUUUCACGUUUGAAACGCAAACUUCAAAAGCAAACAGUGCCAUGAGCAAAAGAAAAUCAAGAGAGAGUCAUAUGACAGUUGGGCAAUGUGUCUCACAGGCACAAAAGGUUUUGAGGCAGAGAUUUUGCCACCAGGAGAUCUCUACUCCACCCGUGGGUCUUGAAUCUCAGCACAAACACUUGCUGGAGUUGCUGAGGAGAACGGCUGUUCACGGCGAGAGUAACUCGGUACUCAUCGUGGGACCCAGGGGAUCGGGCAAGACAAUGUUGCUGAACUACGUCCUGAAGGAACUACUACAGGAGAAAGAUGUUAAGAGUAACAUCAUGUUGGUUCGUUUGAAUGGGUUGCUGCAGACCGAUGAUAGGAUUGCUCUUAAAGAGAUCACAAGACAGCUCAACUUGGAGAACGUUGUUGGGGACAAAGUCUUUGGCAGUUUUGCUGAGAACCUUGGGUUCCUUCUGGAAGCACUAAAGAAAGGUGACCGGAGCAGCAGUCGUCCAGUGAUUUUUGUGCUGGAUGAGUUUGAUCUCUUUGCCCACCACAAGAACCAGACGCUUCUGUACAACCUGCUGGAUGUUUCGCAGUCGGCCCAGGCCCCUGUCGCUGUGGUGGGCCUCACUUGUCGACUGGAUGUGCUGGAGCUGCUUGAGAAGCGGGUCAAGUCGCGUUUCUCCCACCGCCAGAUCCACCUGCUCAGCUCAAUGGGCUUCAGCCAAUACCUGGAGAUGGUGCGCUCUCAGCUCAGUGUCCCCUUGGACUUCCCCGACAGCAAGUUCUCGGACGAGUGGAACGCCAGUGUUAAGAAACUGUGUGAGGACAAAUCAGUGGAGGAGGUUUUACGCAAACACUUCAACAGCAGCAAGGACUUCCGAUCACUGCAUUUGCUGCUGCUCUUGGCUCUGGGCCGCGUAACUGUGUCAAACCCGGUCAUCAGGCCAGUGGACCUGCUGGAAGCUGGCCGCUGGAGUAGUGUGGACUCAAAGGCAAACAUUCUCCAUGGUGUGUCUAUUCUGGAGUUAUGUCUCAUCAUUGCUAUGAAGCACCUGAAUGACAUCUAUGAGGGAGAGCCUUUCAACUUCCAGAUGGUACACAAUGAAUUCAAGAAGUUCAUCAGCAGGAAAUCACACACCAUCCAUAAUUUUGAGAAGCCAGUUGUCAUCAAGGCCUUUGAGCACCUCCAGCAGCUGGAGCUGAUUCGGCCUGUGGAGGCGUCCAGCGCAAAGAUCCAGAAGGACUACCAGCUAAUGAAGCUCAUGUUGGACCACACCCAGGUCCUGGAGGCCGUGCAGCGCUACCCACAAUGCCCCACAGAUGUUCGGCAGUGGGCCACCUCCGCGUUUGCCUGACACUUGGACUGUAUGCUUGUUAUGGCGAUUCCCAUUCUCAAUAGUGUUGACUUGAGGGGUUUCUUUGCAGAUAGUGCAUCAGUAUGUGGCAAAUGUUACAGUGGAUCACUGAUGGAUGACCACUUAUGGACCAAAACAUACACGGCCUUGGACUUUAGGUUGUGUUGACAUACAAAAAUAUUCUGUUUUUUAUGCAUCACACUUUUUCAUGGCAAAAAUGUAAAAAUAAAAACUUGAUUGUUGAAUUAAACAAAGACAACUAUUGUACACUUGUGAUGGGUUUAUAGUCCACUUAACACUAGUUAUAUAAUCAGAGUUCCCAUGAAAGUUUGAAAGUGAAAAAUGUGGGUCUUCAUGGGCCCUAAAGUGUUUGAAUGUGUAUUUACUGAAUAGGCAAGAUCUCCUAUUCUGCCAUCACUGUAACUCCUCACAAUUGAGACGUGUUCCCAUUCAUGUACAUUACAUGUAUUCAUUUAGUAGACACUUUUAUCCAAAGCGACUUACACAUGUUAAUUAUAUUACAAGGGCCCUUCUCCCCAGAGCAACUCAGGGUUAAGUGGCUUGCUCAAGGGCACAUCGGUGUAAGCUGGGAAUUGUUGAUUGUGACCUUUAAAGCCUGAUAGUUCUCAUAAAAUUGUCGGUGUUGUGAGACCUUGGGUCCUUGCAUUUGUGAGGAAUGAGCCAGGAAAGUACUUCAAAGGUCCUUGAAUUUGAUGUUUACGAAGGGAUGGGAACCUUGUCUGAUGACUGUGCUACUGGAGGUAAAAUAAUGUGAAAGUACCACUAAAAACAGGAGUCAUAUCUCAGAGCAGUCACUAUACUUUAUUUUAAAGGAAGAGCAUACAUUUUUCUGUACAACAUUUAACAAUCACUUCCAACCAGGCCUUCUGAAACAGUUGGUGAAAUACUUUUUAUUUAAUAUCCUUUUCUUUCUUUCUUUUUUUUUG
Messenger RNA from Alosa alosa (allis shad), 2430 nucleotides. It is a transcript of the gene orc4, whose product is annotated as origin recognition complex, subunit 4. The coding region runs from base 179 to 1483 and encodes 434 amino acids. NCBI's taxonomy places the organism in Eukaryota, Metazoa, Chordata, Actinopteri, Clupeiformes, Clupeidae. The transcript has 14 exons. Gene Ontology annotation, molecular function: DNA replication origin binding; ATP hydrolysis activity. Gene Ontology annotation, biological process: DNA replication initiation; DNA replication. The record is from RefSeq and is a predicted model, not a curated record. Gene Ontology annotation, cellular component: nuclear origin of replication recognition complex; nucleus.